UGAAAUGUCGACUGAAAACAGAUCCUGCUUGUUGUGACAGACGGAGGACAAUUCAGAGCUCACGGAUUAACCCAAGCUUUGUUUUAUCUUUGUGAUGGAAAAUGAGGCUGAUGUGUUUUAUCGGCAGCUGCCAAAAGUGGAGCUACAUGCUCAUCUCAACGGCUCCGUCAGCGUCCAAACCAUCGAGAAACUCAUCAGCAGGAAACCACAUCUCAAUAUUGAACACGGAAUGACUGCUAUCGGCAAAGGCCAGCGGAGGACUCUGGAUGAGUGUUUUCAGGUCUUUAAAGUCAUCCAUCAGCUGGUGGACACAGAGGAGGACAUCCUGAUGGUGGCCACUGAUGUUAUAAAGGAGUUUGCAGCUGAUGGUGUCAAAUAUUUAGAGCUGAGGAGUACACCAAGGGAGGAGAAGAACACAGGAUUGACAAAAAAGAGAUAUGUUGAAACUGUCAUCAAAGCCAUCCAGCAGUGUAAAAAAGAGGAUGUGGAUAUUGAUGUCAGGUUUCUGGUGGCGAUUGACCGCAGGAAUGGGACUGAAGUUGCCAUGGAGACGGUUAAACUUGCUGAGGACUUCAUGCUGUCCUCUAACGGUUUGGUGGUGGGACUAGACCUCAGUGGAGAUCCAACGGUUGGCCAUGGCAGAGACCUACUUCCUGCUCUGCAGAGGGCUAAGAACUGUGGACUGAAGUUGUCACUGCAUCUCUCAGAAGUACCAUCACAGCUGGAGGAGUCAGACUUGCUGUUGAAUCUUCCUCCAGAUAGAAUUGGUCACGGCACCUUCUUGCAUCCUGAAAUGGGUGGAUCUCAAAGUCUUGUUGACAAAGUGGUGAAGAACAACAUACCGCUAGAGCUUUGCCUGACAUCAAAUGUGAAAGGACAAACUGUGCCGUGUUACUCUGCACAUCAUUUCAAGUACUGGUACCAGAUGGGACAUCCAAGUGUGAUUUGUACUGAUGAUAAGGGUGUCUUCAGUACAGACUUGUCUCAGGAAUAUCAGCUGGCAGCCUCAACGUUUGGUCUCAGUCAUGAAGCCGUAUGGAAACUGUCCCAGCAGGCUAUAGACUGUAUCUUUGCACCUGACACUGUAAAACAGCAGCUCAAACAGAAGUGGACUGAUGUACAGCCUCAGGUGUUCUUGUGACCUGUUCAGUGGAACCUACAGCCGAUCAUAUACCUCAAUUUUCAGUUUGGAAACUUUUCCAUUAACUUUUUAACAAGUCUUUGUAGAACUCAUGACA
Messenger RNA from Epinephelus fuscoguttatus (brown-marbled grouper), 1238 nucleotides. It is a transcript of the gene mapda, whose product is annotated as adenosine deaminase-like. Gene Ontology annotation, biological process: inosine biosynthetic process; adenosine catabolic process. NCBI's taxonomy places the organism in Eukaryota, Metazoa, Chordata, Actinopteri, Perciformes, Serranidae. The coding region runs from base 95 to 1141 and encodes 348 amino acids. Gene Ontology annotation, molecular function: adenosine deaminase activity. The record is from RefSeq and is a predicted model, not a curated record. The transcript has 10 exons.